Messenger RNA from Ricinus communis (castor bean), 2145 nucleotides. RefSeq names its product transcription factor E2FA. The record is from RefSeq and is a predicted model, not a curated record. The transcript has 14 exons. The coding region runs from base 199 to 1635 and encodes 478 amino acids. Lineage: Eukaryota; Viridiplantae; Streptophyta; Magnoliopsida; Malpighiales; Euphorbiaceae. Gene Ontology annotation, biological process: regulation of transcription by RNA polymerase II. Gene Ontology annotation, cellular component: RNA polymerase II transcription regulator complex. Gene Ontology annotation, molecular function: RNA polymerase II cis-regulatory region sequence-specific DNA binding; DNA-binding transcription factor activity, RNA polymerase II-specific; protein dimerization activity.
UAUACCAAACUAAAAAUUCCAUCUUUCCCUCGUUUUCUGCUCUUUCUUCAUCAUCCCUCAACAUCCCCUCCCACUUUCCCCUCAAAAACCCUCACAAUCACCACUUUCUCUCUCUAAAACACUUUCUCAAUCUGCAAUCCUCAGAUCUCCAUUUCCCUUUCUCCAUCACCAGACACUCCAUUCUUAACCUCAUUUAUCAUGUCCGGCAGCGCUCGAGCCUCCACUCGUCCGCCGCCGACUGCGGCUGCUGCCGCUGCUUCUGCUUCUACUCCUACUCCUGCCCCGGCGGGACCGAUCCUACCUCCGUUAAGACGACAUCUCGCUUUUGCCACUAUGAAACCGCCGUUUGUUCCUCCCGAUGACUAUCACCGCUUCACUCCAUCAUCAAGUACUAAUAAUAGAGCCGCCGAUCGAGAAGCUGAAGGGAUUGUUUUGAGGUCUCCUACACUAAAACGAAAGAAUGGCAUGGAUGAGAAUGGAUUUGAGUCUAGCAGCGCAUUUUGCGGUGAUGUAUCUAAUAGUCCCUUUAGAACACCUGUGUCUGCAAAAGGAGGUAGGACAUAUAGCAAAUCAAAGGCCUCAAAGGGAAAUAGAUCAGGGCCUCAGACCCUAGUGCCAAACAUCGAUUCUCCCUCUCCUCUUACACCAGCAGGCAGCUGUCGUUAUGACAGCUCCCUAGGCCUUUUGACAAAGAAAUUUGUCAAUCUAAUUAAGCAUGCUGAAGAUGGUAUUCUUGACCUAAACAAGGCUGCAGAAACUUUGGAGGUGCAGAAGAGACGUAUAUAUGACAUAACAAAUGUCUUGGAAGGAAUUGGUCUCAUAGAAAAGAAGCUCAAGAACAGGAUACGUUGGAAGGGAGUUGAUACUUCAAGGCCAGGGGAGCCGGAUGGUGAUGCCUCUUUAUUACAGGCAGAAAUUGAAAAGCUUUCCAUGGAAGAGCGUAGACUAGAUGAUCAAACAAGAGAAAUGCAGGAAAGACUGAGAGAAUUGAUUGAAGAUGAGAACAAUCAAAAGUGGCUUUUUGUAACUGAAGAAGAUAUUAAGAGCUUGCCUUGUUUUCAGAACCAAACCCUCAUAGCCGUUAAAGCCCCCCAUGGCACUACUCUAGAAGUCCCUGAUCCUGAUGAAGCUGUUGACUAUCCACAGAGGAGAUACAGGAUAAUCCUUAGAAGUUCAAUGGGUCCGAUUGAUGUUUACCUUGUAAGUCAAUUUGAGGAGAAUUUUGAGGAGGCAAAUGGUGAGCCAUCCACUAGUUUCCCGCAUGCUUCUAGUUCCUGCUCAAAUGAAAUUCCAAAAAAACAGGUUAUCAAUGAGCAGAGAAUCCAGAAGAGGGUUGAACCUCAAAUGCAACAAGUUCACAGUCCAUUAUUUGAUCUCGAUGCUUCACAAGAGCUGGCUGGGGGAAUGAUGAAGAUUGUUCCUUCAGAUGUUGAUAAUGAUGCAGAUUACUGGCUUCUUUCAGAUGCUGAUGUAAGCAUUACAGAUAUGUGGAGGACAGAUGCGAAUGUUGAAUGGAAUGAUGUGAAUAUGCUUCGUGCUGAUUUUGGAAUCCCUGAUGUCCAAACGCCCAGGGCACAAACCCCACCAUCAGGAAUGGCUGAAGUGCCAACUGGUGUAAACUCGACACUCAGGUAAAAGUUAUUGACUUCUCUAAGCAAGCUAAAUCAAGAAACUUGUGUCUCUACAAGUGAGCAACCUUCACCGCCCAUGAUCUAUUGCAUAAAAUGCCAAUGGGUUGCCCGUGAAGUGGAAACAGGAGAUGGAUUUGGAAGAAGCAGGAAGAUGGUAUUGGGGGGAAUAGAGUCCCACACAGCAGGAUUACAAAAUUUUUUUGACCACUGUGGUCGAUCUGCAAAUAAAUUGAAAAGGAAGUUUUGAAAACAGUAAAAAAUGGUGGUAUUGGUGGGGAUUGAAUGAUGAUAGGGGAAGCAUAAUACAGAAUCGAAUAUAAAUGAUGUUCUUGCUGUGCGCUACACCAAUGGUUCUGUUUGGAUGUUCGAAGGUAACAAGUUAUGUAAUUUGGUGCAAUAAUAGUGCACAGGAGAAUAUUGGGGCAGAACCGCCCCUACCACCAAAAUGUUUUAGCAAGUGUAAACACCGCAUACUCUAUCAUGGCAACAGGAUCAUGCAAUAUUUCUGGCUCAA